CAUCACUAAGCAUCAUAGUUGGUUCUGUUUGAUCAAAGUGAAAGUUUAAAAAUGAAAUUCAUUCUGUUAUCAAGUUUGUUCGUGUGUGCUAUGGCUGAACUACCUCGCUUUAGACCUGCGAGGUUUAGGUUUCAACGUCAGGAAUUAGCACCGACGACAACAGAUUCGCCAACAGAAUCGACCACUGAGCAAAUGGGACCAUAUCCGCCAUCAGGUUGGAGGCCUUCUGGUCAAGCUUUUACCUUGCCACAAGAUACUACACCAACUCCAAUGGACACAUACGGACCUCCAGAAGCUAGUGGACCAUACCCGCCGUCUGGAUGGAAACCUCAAGGACAAGCAUUUACAUUACCCCAGGAACAAACGCCGCCUGAAACUAGUUACGGAGCUCCAGAUACCACGUAUGGUGUACCAGAAAACACAUAUGGCGCGCCCAGUACUGAUUCAACAACAACUGAUAAUCCGGCAGUAGAAAAAUUAGAAGAGCCAGUAGACGUGCAGAAGAGUGUUGGAACAUAUUACGUUCUUUUGCCAAAUGGACAGUUGCAAAGAGUGGAAUUCGUAACAGAAAAUGACAUACAAAAUAUGAAAUAUACCGCGAGAUUGCAGCUGCGUGAACGAGCCCCAUUAUACGUGUUUGGACCUUAAAACAGUUAUACUACAUUAGAAUAUAUUUUGCAGUGAUGUGAGCUUUGUUACAAAAAUUAUGAAAUUUAAUUAUGUUGAAAUAAUGAUAUAAUGGUAGAAGAAUAAACGAUUAAAACCCCAAUA
Molecule: messenger RNA, 771 nt
Organism: Vanessa atalanta (red admiral)
Lineage: Eukaryota; Metazoa; Arthropoda; Insecta; Lepidoptera; Nymphalidae
Product: mucin-7-like
Exons: 1
Coding region: 52-648 (198 amino acids)
Source: RefSeq, a predicted model, not a curated record